Drosophila arizonae is the source of this 3129-nucleotide messenger RNA. RefSeq names its product Opa1 mitochondrial dynamin like GTPase (gene Opa1). The record is from RefSeq and is a predicted model, not a curated record. Gene Ontology annotation, biological process: endocytosis; mitochondrial fission; mitochondrial fusion. Gene Ontology annotation, cellular component: mitochondrial membrane; mitochondrial intermembrane space; microtubule. Gene Ontology annotation, molecular function: microtubule binding; GTP binding; GTPase activity. Lineage: Eukaryota; Metazoa; Arthropoda; Insecta; Diptera; Drosophilidae.
GGCGCUCAUCACUAUUAUGAAAUUUUUGUGGAGAAAAAAUUGAAAAUAAUAUUAUAAAUAAAAUAGGCAUAGUAAACUGUGUGAAAACUGUAGCCUCAACAAGCAAUAAUGUUGCGCAUCUAUCAGAACACAUACCGGCGAACAGCAAGAAAGGCCGUUGUUUACUCCACCAAAGUGGUAUGCUGCAAUCAUUCCACGCUAUGCAACAUCACUAUGCAAUCGCGCCGCAAAGGUGCCGGCGGUCAAUGGGAGCAGCAUCAUAGUCGUAACCACGAGCACUAUCUGUUAGCGGGCAACCAAGCGAGAGGCUGGACAAUACCGCCGCAUUCGCGAGGUUAUGGCAUGUUUGUGGUGAGGAUACUCAAAGGUGCACUCAAGCUGCGUUAUCUAGUUCUGGGCGGUGCUAUUGGCGGUGGCGUUUCAUUGAGCAAAAAAUACGAGGAUUGGAAGGAGGGUCUGCCUGAUAUGAAAUGGCUAGAGGAUGCACUGCCUCAGAGUGAGAGAUGGAGUCAGUUCUCAAGGAAUCUCAUUGAAGUAGGCAGCGUGGUGAAGAAUGCCAUUGACAUCGAUCCGAGGCUCAAGCAGCUUGGCGAAGAUAAAUUGUCGGAAUGGCGCUCAUGGUUCGAUAAUCGCCUGGACGACGCCCUCGAAGCGGCCGACUAUCAAGGAAAUCAAAUUGUCGAAACCAAGGAGGAUAUUAAGUCAAAGGCGACGGUCGCGGCGCUCGGAAUUCCUGUGGAUGAAAGUCGUAAGAAAUAUGAAAAACUGCAAAGUCAAGUGGAAACGCUGCAAACUGAAAUCAUGAAUGUACAGAUCAAAUAUCAGAAAGAGCUGGAGAAGAUGGAGAAGGAGAAUCGUGAGCUCCGUCAGCAAUAUCUUAUACUGAAAACGAACAAAAAAACGACGGCGAAGCGAAUUAAGAAAUCCCUAAUUGACAUGUACUCCGAAGUUCUGGACGAACUGUCCGGCUAUGAUACGGGCUACACCAUGGCCGAUCAUUUGCCGCGCGUUGUUGUUGUCGGUGAUCAGAGCAGUGGCAAAACAUCCGUGCUGGAGUCUAUAGCAAAGGCGCGAAUCUUUCCUCGUGGCAGCGGAGAAAUGAUGACUCGUGCCCCUGUCAAAGUAACACUGGCUGAGGGACCCUAUCAUGUAGCCCAGUUUCGUGACACGGAUCGUGAAUACGAUCUGACGAAAGAGUCGGACCUGGCUGAUUUGCGACGCGAAGUGGAGUUCCGAAUGCGUGCUUCUGUGCGAGGCGGCAAGACGGUGAGCAAUGAGGUGAUCGCCAUGACUGUCAAGGGUCCAGGACUUCAGCGCAUGGUACUGGUCGAUUUACCGGGCAUCAUUUCGACCAUGACAGUUGAUAUGGCGUCGGAUACCAAGGACUCCAUUCACCAGAUGACCAAGCAUUACAUGAGCAAUCCGAAUGCGAUUAUACUUUGCAUACAGGAUGGCUCUGUAGAUGCGGAACGCAGCAACGUCACUGAUCUUGUCAUGCAAUGCGAUCCCCUGGGUCGUCGCACAAUCUUUGUACUUACCAAGGUGGAUUUGGCUGAGGAAUUGGCCGAUCCUGAAAGGAUAAGAAAAAUACUGUCGGGAAAAUUGUUUCCCAUGAAGGCGCUUGGCUACUAUGCGGUUGUUACCGGUCGAGGCCGAAAGGACGACAGCAUAGAAGCCAUAAGGCAAUACGAAGAGGACUUCUUCAAGAAUUCCAAGCUGUUUCAUCGACGCGGGGUUAUCAUGCCACACCAAGUGACGAGUCGAAAUCUGAGCUUAGCUGUUUCGGAUCGUUUCUGGAAGAUGGUUCGCGAGACUAUAGAGCAGCAGGCCGAUGCAUUUAAGGCAACCAGAUUUAAUCUGGAAACCGAAUGGAAAAACAACUUCCCCAGACUGCGAGAAUCUGGACGUGAUGAGCUAUUCGAUAAGGCCAAGGGCGAAAUACUAGAUGAAGUUGUCACACUGUCACAGAUCUCAGCCAAGAAGUGGGAUGACGCCCUCACAACCAAACUGUGGGAGAAACUUUCGAAUUAUGUGUUCGAAAAUAUUUACCUACCCGCUGCACAGUCAGGUUCUCAAAAUUCCUUCAACACGAUGGUGGACAUCAAGCUGAGGCAAUGGGCGGAGCAGGCGUUGCCUGCGAAAUCUGUGGAGGCAGGCUGGGAGGCGCUCCAACAGGAGUUCAUAUCGUUGAUGGAGCGGGCAAAGAAGGCGCACGAUCACGAUGAUGUCUUCGAUCAGCUGAAGGCGGCGGUUGUGGAUGAAGCCAUACGCCGGCAUAGCUGGGAGGACAAAGCCAUUGAUAUGCUCCGGGUGAUACAGUUGAACACAUUAGAGGAUCGGUUCGUGCAUGACAAAACGGAAUGGGAUCAGGCGGUUAAAUUCCUAGAGAAUUCGGUCAAUGCUAAACUUGCGCAAACUGAGGAAACCUUAGCUCAAAUGUUUGGACCUGGACCGUGGACGCGUUUUGCGCAAUGGAAGUCCCUGACGCCGGACCAGCAGAAGCGACGCAGUGUCAAGGGUGAACUGGACAAGAUAUUAAAGAAUGAUUCGGUGCGUAUGGCCAACCUAAGCUACGACGAACUGACGACAGUCCGCAAGAAUCUGCAGCGCGAUAAUGUGGAAGUGGACACGGACUACAUCCGACAGACAUGGUUCCCAGUCUACAGAAAACACUUCCUGCAGCAGGCACUGCAGCGGGCGAAGGACUGCCGUAAAGCUUACUAUUUAUACACGCAACAAGGCUCCGAGUGCGAGGUGAGCUGCAGCGACGUAGUUCUCUUCUGGCGCAUACAACAGGUUAUCAAGGUGACGGGUAAUGCGCUCAGGCAGCAGGUUAUCAAUCGGGAGGCGCGACGCCUGGAUAAAGAGAUCAAGGCAGUGCUGGAUGAGUUCAGUGAAGAUGAGGAGCGGAAAGCGCAGCUGCUCACAGGCAAGCGUGUCCAGCUAGCCGAGGAGCUAAUUAAAGUACGACAGAUUCAGGAGAAGUUGGAGGAGUUCAUUAAUUCAUUGAAUCAGGAAAAAUAGGAUAUUAGUGUGUGCCAUGACCAAAGACACAACUGCGUUAUCUAUUUAAUGUAUUAAUUUAAGCUCAAAAACAAAACAAUAUACUACGAAACGUUUAUAAUCACA